This is a messenger RNA of Ostrea edulis (European flat oyster), 927 nucleotides long. Its product is annotated as fibrinogen-like protein A. The coding region runs from base 1 to 927 and encodes 308 amino acids. The record is from RefSeq and is a predicted model, not a curated record. NCBI's taxonomy places the organism in Eukaryota, Metazoa, Mollusca, Bivalvia, Ostreida, Ostreidae. The transcript has 5 exons.
AUGAAAGCCAUCACUACAUUCAUUCGCUGUUUUCUGUGCAUCAUUUUGUGUACUUUGUCAAAAGCAGCUGUAAGACCCAAACGUUACACGGUGGAAACUUCGCUUGACAACAAAGUGUCAAAUGUCAGCCUCAUGGCAAUGUAUCAUUCGGAAUCCCUCACUGAAUGUUCCACUAUGUGUGGUGAACUUUGCGCAUGUUUUGGCUUCAAUCCCCAACUACAGAAGUGCCGUAUCCAUCAGUCAAGUGACCCAGCAGACAUGAUCAUUAAUGAAACAGGAUGGAGGAAUUUUUAUCCUGAAGUGCCUCGAAGUUGUAUGGAAAUUUUACAACGUAGACCAACAGUGAGAGGAAAAGAUGGGGUAUAUUCGAUUAAUGUCGGUGAUCAGAAAAAGGAAGUGUACUGUGACAUGACUACAGAUGGAGGGGGCUGGACGGUUAUCCAAAAACGACAGGAUAAUUCAACGGACUUUUAUAGGACUUGGGCAGAUUACAAGAAAGGAUUUGGAGACCCAUCCAAAAGAAACGAUGCAAUUCACUCUUUAACAAAGACAAAUCAGGAACUACUAGUGGAUCUUUGGAGUUUUGAUGAUGAAAAAGCGUAUACCCUGUACUCCGCAUUUCAAAUUGGAGACGAGAGCAGUAAAUACCUGCUAACAGUGUCGGGGCAUUCAGGAACAGCGGGAAACAGUUUGGGCUGGCACAGUGGGCAUAAGUUCAGUACAUGGGAUCAGGAUAACGACAUUUGGGAUAAAAACUGUGCGACAUACUGUCACGGAGCCUGGUGGUACAGGGACUGUUACGCCUCCAACCUGAAUGGACAGUACGUUGGGUCUGCUUUGUAUGGUGUCAAAUACCCAUUCUGGCGGCAUUGGAAAUCUCUCAACGCGCUAAAAAAGACCGUAAUGCAGAUAAGACCGAAUAAUUAA